AUAUUGACAAUACCAUACUUCUUUAAACUUUUGUUUUUGUAAUUCUUGAGAGCAAAAGGCAAAAGAAAUGGCCACUUCUUCAAUAGUUUCAAUGGCAAUGCCACUAACUUACACAACCCAAAACAAGCAACCAAUUGUUGAAGCUUUUUUCAAGCCAUUGCCAAUUAGGCCUUCAAAACAAAUUACAACUUCAAAAAAGUUUAUAGUCAUCAAGGCAUCUUCAAUUAAGGAAAAGGCAGUGGUAGGGUUGACAACAGGUGUACUCACAGCAUCAAUGGUUGUACCUGAUGUAGCACAAGCUGCUGAGGGUUUGUCACCAUCACUCAAGAACUUCUUACUUAGCAUUGUGUCUGGUGGAGUUGUGCUUGGUGCUAUUAUUGGUGCUAUUAUUGGUGUCUCCAACUUUGAUCCUGUUAAGAGAGGUUAAAUUUGUGACUUUCUUUAAUUGUAUCUAAUAUGAUUUUGUGUAUGUAUUAAUUCCUUUUAACUUAUUUUUCUGUUUAUUCAUUUGGUAUUUGAAAUAGUAAAGUUGUGAUAAUGUUCUAGUAAAUUGGCGCGAAAC
Molecule: messenger RNA, 562 nt
Organism: Solanum tuberosum (potato)
Lineage: Eukaryota; Viridiplantae; Streptophyta; Magnoliopsida; Solanales; Solanaceae
Exons: 1
Coding region: 68-427 (119 amino acids)
Biological process (GO): photosynthesis
Cellular component (GO): photosystem II; membrane
Source: RefSeq, a predicted model, not a curated record